CCUGCUCCUCUGUGUUAUUUCCCACCGUAAUGUUCCAGGUUAACACUCCGGCCAUCUUUUGGUCUCCUCUCUGUUUUUGUCCAUCAUCCACUGACUCUCGAACCGGACUGAGGACCGCCUGGACUCAGGAUCCGUAAAUCAGACAUAAGGACUUACAUCAGACGAGGUCCAGGGAGAAUGUACAAGCUGAUACCACAGCUGAUGGUGCUGCUGGGAGCGAUUGGUUUUAGUCGUGGUGCCAUUCAAAGACCCGAUUAUGAUGACACACCCAUCCCGGAGUUCCUCAACCCUUUCUGGAUGGCCGGCAUCCCUGAUGAUAGGCCUCUGUCUGAGGUCACCAUGCCAGGAAGCCACAACACCAUGGCCCUGUACGGUGGUGUGUAUGCCGAGUGUCAAACCUGGAGCCUGGCCUCCCAGCUCCGGGCCGGCGUUCGGUUUCUAGAUGUCCGUGUGCGUCACGUCAACGGGAACCUUACCAUUCACCAUGGGGUGUCAUACCAGCGGGCUCAUUUUGGUCAUGUCUUAGAGGCCGUGGUUGACUUUCUGCACGAAAACCCAACUGAGACGGUGCUGAUGCGUGUUAAAGAAGAGUUCAGUGAGACGAAUAACAUCUAUGGUGCUGUGGUAGACUACAUCCAUCGGUAUGCUUACUGGGACCUGUUGUGGCACAGCCGACUAGUGCCAACCAUGGGCAAGGCUCGAGGGAAACUCAUCAUCCUGCAGAACUUCACUGGACCAGACUUGGGGAUGCGCUACAACUCCCUAGACAUAGCGGAUGACUGGAAGGUGCCCACACUUUUGCACCUGAGGGAGAAAUGGCAGAGUGUUUACAAACACCUGGAGGCUGCACCUUCCGGAAACAUGGCGCAGAUCUUUCUCACCUACAUCAGUGGGGCCGGUGUGUUUGCUCACCCCAGAGCUGUCGCACAGCGCAUCAACCUAAAGCUAUACGAAUACCUCCGGGAUAAGCCGGAUCGGAACCAUCGCUUCGGAAUCAUAUGCCUGGACUUCCCUGCUGCCCCAAUUAUCCAAAUGAUCAUUGACUUCCAGUUUAAAUAGGCCAUUAAAGCCAAAAAAGUGUUACAGGAUAUGUACAGCUGCUCAGUAAUAGUGACCAAACAGAUAAUGUUUGACUUGUUGUAAGUUCUAUUCAGCCUUUCAGAAAACAGAAGUCAUUAAAAAGGUUUUCAAUGAGAAAUAAUUGGAUUUAAAAGAUGCCCAACAGCUAAACACUUUGGGAUAAAAUUAAUAAAAAGAUAAAACAUCACAAAAAUAAAUGAAAUGCUUGUCACGUGUCUGUUUUAGCUCUUCUUGUUCCCCGGUUUCCCCAAAGAAAACAGUUGGCUGACUACUGGUAAGAGGGCUUUUCCUAGUAGUUCCAAAUAUGAUCGAUGACAAACAUCAGGUUAAACCUGAAAACGGGGAAUGUGCCUAACAAGUUGAUUGUUUGUGACUCUCUCUCCAUAAAAGGUAAAAUCAGCUCAAGAAUAAAGAAACUUUAAAAAGCCUAAAGGUUCAACAUUAAAGGUUUUAUAUACUCAUCCAUGGGCAUACCUGUGUUACAGUGUAGUGGUAGUUACCUCUUUUAUCACCACAUGGUGGCACUGUGACUACAUCUUAGCAGAGGCAAAGCAGGGCAGCUUUAUUUGUAGAACACAUUUCAUACACUGGGGCAAUUCUAUGUGCUUUCCAUGAGCAAGAACAGCAUGACAGCAUAAUUAAAGCACACUAGUUAACUUCUGAUUUAAGUCAAAGUUAAGUGCAGAAAGUACAACACAAUUAUUUAAAGGCUGAUGAAUGCAUGAAGGUUUUUUAAUUUUGAUUUAAAAGUUACAAGAGUUGGGGCACGUUUGAGGUCAUGAGGGAGCUGAUUCCAUAUGUGAGCCGCAUAGUAGCUAAAAGCAGCUCCGCCCUGUUUGGUUCUGACCCGCGGUUCUACUAGCUGACUGCUUCCUAAAGAUCUCAGAGCCCUGCUGGGUGUGUAUGCUUUGAGGAGACCCAACACAUAUUUUGGUCCCAUGCCAUUGAGUGAUUAAUAAACUAACAGUAGCACUUUGAAAUCGAUUCUGUGGUUUACUGGUAACCAGUGUAGAGACCGUCUCAUCCAGUUUAUGAGUCUAUCAGGAAGGAUGUUGUGGUCCACAGUAUUAAAAGUAGUACUGUAGACUGAUGCAC
Messenger RNA from Nothobranchius furzeri (turquoise killifish), 2175 nucleotides. Its product is annotated as 1-phosphatidylinositol phosphodiesterase. Gene Ontology annotation, biological process: lipid metabolic process. Lineage: Eukaryota; Metazoa; Chordata; Actinopteri; Cyprinodontiformes; Nothobranchiidae. The record is from RefSeq and is a predicted model, not a curated record. Gene Ontology annotation, molecular function: phosphoric diester hydrolase activity.